This is a messenger RNA of Zootoca vivipara (common lizard), 2887 nucleotides long. The record is from RefSeq and is a predicted model, not a curated record. NCBI's taxonomy places the organism in Eukaryota, Metazoa, Chordata, Lepidosauria, Squamata, Lacertidae.
GUGUGUGUGUGUGUGUGUGUGUGUGUUUUCUCUCCCUUUCUGCUCCUGUUGGCUCCUUGCCACCUCCUGCUUUUUGGAGAGAUUUAGAGCAUUAAGGUCAGGCAGGGGGCAGGGAGGAGGGUUGCUCCCGGUCCGUUCCCAUGGAAACACAGCGGAUCAGCUCAUACCAAAAUAAAAACUUAGUUGGUCUUUAAGGUGCUACUGAGGUCGGGAUGGGGGGGUGCCCCCCCAGGAAGUUCCCCUAGGUGGCCUCUCUUCCCUAUCCCUCCCUCUGCAAUUGCGCACUUCCUGCAAUUCCAGAGAACCACCCGGAUUAUCUCUGAGCUGUGCCCUCUUCCCUUCUACUUCCCUUUGGAGUUUCCUUUGGCUAUUUUGCUGGCUCUGUUGCUUGUUCUAGGAAUGGAUUUUUUGUGUGUUUCUUUUCGUAACUGUGUUCCUCAUAAAACACCCCAAAUCUAUAUCUGUCUGUCUGUCUGUCUGUCUGUCUGUCUGUCUGUCCAGAUACAGACACUAUCUAUCAUCUAUCUAUCUAUCUAUCUAUCUAUCUAUCUAUCUAUCUAUCUAUCAUCUAUCAUCUAUCUAUCUUGCCAGAUACAGACACUAUCUAUCUAUCUAUCUAUCUACACUAUCUAUCUAAUCUAAUCUAUCAGGAUACAGACAGGUUAAUAUAUUGGUGCACUGCGUUUAUAUCCAUGAUUCCGCAACCUCCUCAUUUAAUCUCCACAACCACAGGAGGCAAUGAAGGCCACCAACUUGGAUGGCUUGAGAACAGGUUGAGACAAGUUCAUGGAGGAGAGGACCACGGAUGACUUUGAGCCAGGAUCCAUCCCCAGCCUCCACAGUGGAGGCAGAAGUACCUCUGAUUGCCAGUUGCUGGAGGGAGGGGUGUCUUGAGUUUGAAUCCUGCUUGAAGGUUCCCCACAGGCAACCACUGAGUGCCUGCCUAUGAGAAGAGGAAGCUGGACUAGGUGGGCCAUUGGCCUGAUCCAGCACAGGCUCUCCUACGGCUCUUAUAUUCUUACAGAGAAUUACAAUAAAAACAUGGGGGCCAGUCCAAGAUGUUGCCCCCAGUGGCGGACGACGGUGAUAUAAUCCUUGUCCAAAAAUCUUCUCAGGUGCCCCUUUGACAUUUCCCCUUUUAAAAUAAAAAAUAAAAAUCUUUUUUAUUCAGUUUUACACAACACAUUUAAAUUCAAACAUUAGACAUCAGCAGCAGCAUUUAGGAUUCCCUGGUUUCCAUUUUUGAUCUUUUUCAACUGCUUCACAUAAGUGUGCAUGCACACGAAAGCUCAUACCAAAAUAAAAACUUAGUUGGUCUUUAAGGUGCUACUGAAGGAUUUUUUUUAUUUUGUUUCAACUCAGACAAACAAGGCUACCUACCUGUAUUUUUUCUAUUUUUCUUAAAUAAUCCAUUUUUACCUUAGUUUUUAGUACAUUCCAAGCGCCACUCAAAUCCUGCCAAAGUUCCUCUCUUCCUGAUUUCUCAUUUUCCUGGUCAUUCUUGCCAUUUUGGUUCCUCCUUCUUUCUGGUCGGGACUUUUAUCUGCUUUCCAUCUCUGGCCCAGCAGUACCUGUGCUGCUGUCGUCGCAUACAUAAAGAAGAGUUUCUGCUCCUUUGCUAUCUCUGCACUUCAAAUCCCUAGUAAAGAAGCCUCUUUUCCAGAGCUGCCUGGCCUCCCGGGCGAAGUGCAGGCGGCAGACCUUGCAGGAGCGGCGCCUGCCAUGCCUCCCACGGAACCCGAGGCCCCUCCUCCCACCAGCCCCGAAGGCGCCUUGCCGGAGAACCCGCCUGCAGGCAGUCCGGAAGCGAGCCAUGUUUCAUCGCUGCCUGGCACGGUCGUGACGCCCGUCUCGCGCACCGUCUGCCUGCACCGGCCUGCGGGCACCUUCGCCGACUCGCAGCCCCUCGUCCUGCUGCUGCCCUGGUUUGGCGCCCGGCCCGGUGCCCUGGCGAAGUACCUCUCCCUCUACCUGGGCCGCGGCUGGGCCGUGCUGGUGGCCGAGAGCAGCCUGGGCCACUUCCUGUGGCCGCGGUGGGGCCUGGCGUACGCGGAGCAGCUCCUCGGGCUCCUCGGGGAGGGCAAGGCCCUGGGCACCCAGCCCCUCCUCAUCCACGCCUUCUCCAUCGGAGGGUACACCUUUGCCCAGAUGAUGGUGCACCUCGCCAGGCACCCCGAGCGGCACGCCGGCGUCCGAGAGCGCAUUCGCGGCUGCGUCUACGACAGCCUGGUCGCAGGGAGCCUGGAGAAUAUGGCUCAGGGCGUGGCCAGGAUGACCAGCUCCUCGGCGGCCGUCCGGCCUCUCCUCCGCGGAGGCGCCCUGCUGUACUUCCGCCUCUUCCGCCCGUGCACCGUGGCGCACUACGAGGCCGCCCUGGGCGCCUUCCACCACCCGCCCGUCGGCUGCCCCGUGCUGGUCUUCUUCUGCCGCAACGACCCGCUGAGCGAUGCCCGCGCGAUGGAGCAGUUGCUGGCCGCCUGGCGGGCGCUGGGCAUCCGCGUCCAGGUGCAGGAGUGGCCGGUCUCUCGCCAUGCGCAGCACCUGCGCCUCUACCCCCAGGAAUACACGCGGGCCGUGGGCGCCUUCCUGCAGCAGCUGGGGCUCCCGCCGGCCUCCGGACUCCAGGCGAAACUUUAGCGCGGGAGAAGGAAGAAGCAGCAAUGCACGCUCAGCCGAGGAGGAAGACAUCGCCACUGCCAUUCCUGCGGCGGGCACAGAGGCCAAAGGCCCUUUUGCCAGAGCCACUCCAGGAGGCUGCAACCAGGAGGGGGGCUGGAGUUGGGGGUCCCAAUGGAGAGCGCUGCAGGCUGUUGCAAUGGAAGUGCCCAGGACUUGGCUGGCAUGGGGCGGCCUUGUCCGUUCUCUCUCCCCCGGGCCCCUGCCCCCC